This is a messenger RNA of Cajanus cajan (pigeon pea), 1603 nucleotides long. RefSeq names its product cyanidin 3-O-galactoside 2''-O-xylosyltransferase FGGT1. Gene Ontology annotation, molecular function: UDP-glucosyltransferase activity. The record is from RefSeq and is a predicted model, not a curated record. Lineage: Eukaryota; Viridiplantae; Streptophyta; Magnoliopsida; Fabales; Fabaceae.
AUGCAUAUUAUUACAAAUAAAUCUCUCCUGGGGAAUACUCCAUAUAUGUACUAGAUGCAGGAGAAAUUAAUAAGCUUAAGCUCUUGAACUUGAUUCAAAGACAAAAUCAUCAAAGAACUCAAGCAGCCAUGGAUUCCACAAGUGGAGCUCCUAUGCACAUAGCAAUAUUUCCAUGGUUUGCUAUGGGCCACCUAACCCCAACACUUCACCUAUCCAACAAGUUAGCACAGAGAGGCCACAGAAUCUCCUUCAUACUUCCAAAACGAACACAAACCAAACUACAACACCUCAAUCUUCACCCACACCUCAUCACCUUUGUCCCCAUCACAGUUCCUCGUGUUGAUGGCCUUCCCCACGAUGCUGAAACCACUUCAGACUUGCCCUUCUCUUUGUUCCCACUUCUCGCCACAGCUAUGGACCGUUCAGAGAAGGACAUCGAGCUUCUCCUAAGGGAUCUGAAGCCACAAAUUGUUUUCUUCGAUUUCCAACACUGGCUACCCAACCUGACUCGGACCCUAGGCAUCAAGAGUGUCAUUUACUUAAUAGUUCAUCCAUUAUCAACAGCAUACCUUGGAAACGGACCAAGAAAGAGCCAAGGAAAAGGUUUAACUGAACUUGAUCUAAUGGAACCGCCUCAGGGUUUCCCCGAUUCAUGUAUCAAGUUUCAGCCUCAUGAACUGCGAUUCCUCGUUUCCGUGAGGGAAAUCGAGUUUGGAAGUGGUGUUCUUCUGUACGAUCGGUUACACAAAGGUUUCAGUAUGGCAGAUGCAAUUGGAUUCAAAGGCUGCAAAGAAAUUGAUGGGUUAUAUGCGGAGUAUCUUGAAUCUGUGUAUGGGAAGCCUGUUCUACUUUCAGGGCCUCUUUUACCUGAGCCACCAAAUUCUACUUUGGAGGAAAAAUGGGUUGCAUGGCUUGGGAGAUUCAACCCUGGUUCUGUUAUUUUCUGUGCAUAUGGAAGUGAAGCCCCGUUAUCGCAAAAUCAAUUUGAAGAGUUGUUGCUUGGUCUUGAACUAACAGGUUUUCCAUUUCUUGCAGCACUUAAGCCCCCUAAUGGAUUUGACUCUAUUGAAGAAGCAUUGCCACAAGGGUUCAAAGAAAGGGUUCAAGGAAGAGGGAUUGCUUAUGGAGGUUGGGUGCAGCAACAAUUGAUUUUGGAACACCCUUCUGUGGGGUGCUUCAUAACGCACUGUGGAGCUGCUUCUGUUACUGAGGCACUUGUGAAUACGUGUCAGUUGGUGCUGCUGCCACGACUUGGUACUGAUCAUAUCAGCAAUGCAAAAAUGAUGAGUAGAAAGCUAAAGGUUGGGGUGGAAGUGGAGAAAGGGGAAGAAGAUGGGUUGUUCACAAAAGAAAGUGUAUGCAAAGCUGUGAAAACUGUGAUGGAUGAUGGGAAUGAGGUUGGAAGAGAAGUGAGACAAAAUCAUGCCAAGUUGAGAAACUUCUUACUAAGCAACAACCUAGAGUCGGCAUGUGUGGAUAGUUUCUGUCACCAACUUCAACAUUUAUUAUAAUUUCCGAUCGACAAGCUUUUCAGUUGUUUACAAAUAAAUAUGUUAGAGGAGUGUUGUGCUUGAUGAAUAGAAGUCACUCUUAUUUUUUCAAA